Messenger RNA from Daucus carota subsp. sativus, 1673 nucleotides. Its product is annotated as UDP-glycosyltransferase 83A1-like. The record is from RefSeq and is a predicted model, not a curated record. The transcript is spliced from 2 exons. NCBI's taxonomy places the organism in Eukaryota, Viridiplantae, Streptophyta, Magnoliopsida, Apiales, Apiaceae. Gene Ontology annotation, molecular function: UDP-glycosyltransferase activity. Bases 132 to 1493 code for a protein of 453 amino acids.
CGCACAGUGAAUGAGGAGAGGUGGGAACUGACUUCUAGUUCUCUCCUAUAAAACUAGAGUCCUUUGAUGAUCCUCCACAGAUUCAAGAUCAGGAGUGUUGGAUAAUUCUACUGCAAAAAGUGAGUUGAGAGAUGAGUACCUCACAUAUAUUAGCUAUACCUUAUCCAGCACAAGGUCAUGUAAUGCCCAUGAUGGAGCUUGCACAAAAAAUUGCAAAACAAGGCCUCAAAGUUACAUUUGUGAAUACUGACUUCGUUCACAACCAGGUUACGAAUGCCUUGUCAAAGAAUGAUGAUUUUGGAGACGGGAUACAUCUGGUUACAAUCCCUGAUGGAUUGGAAUCAUGGGAGGACAGGAAAGACCUUGCAAAGUUAACGACAGCAAUGCACAGAGUCAUGCCAGGAAAGCUGAAGGAGUUGAUUAUGAAUAUUAAUGGAGCAGAGGAUGAUGACAAAAUUACGUGUGUUAUUGCUGAUGUGACCGUUGGAUGGGCACUCGAAAUUGCAGAUAAGCUCAACAUAAUGCCAGUAGCCUUCUGGCCUGCAGCGGCUGCACAGUUGGCCGUGCUUUUUAGUCUUCCGAAGUUGAUUGAAAAAGGAAUCGUGCAAAAUGAUGGCAACAUCACAGAGAAGCAGAUCAUCCAUCUGUCACCAACAAUGCCUCCCAUGAGCACUGAAACAUUUACAUGGGCCUGUUUCAGCGACUUGGCAACAGGGAAAAUUUGCUUUGAGAUUUGGCUUACUGGCAACAGAUAUAUGAAUCUCGCAAAAUGGAUAUUGUGCAAUUCUGCCUAUGAGCUGGAAUCAGCAGCAUUUACAUCAUUUCCGGAGAUGUUGCCAAUAGGUCCACUUUCAGCAAGCAACAAGCUUGGAGACAAGCAAGGCAGCUUUUGGACAGAAGACUCAGCCUGUCUGUCGUGGCUUGAUCAACAGCCUGCAUCCUCGGUCAUCUACAUUGCGCAUGGGAGCUUCACUAUUUUUGAUCAAAUACAAUUCCAGGAAUUGGCUCUAGGCCUCGAGCUAACUAACAGGCCAUUCUUGUGGGUUGUGCGUCCGGAUAUGACUGAUGAAACCUUAGACAUUUACCCAAAAGGAUUUAAAGAACGAAUAGGCAGCCGUGGGAAAUUUGUGAGCUGGGCACCUCAAGUGAAAGUUCUUCGGCAUCCUUCAGUUGCUUGCUUCUUAAGUCAUUGCGGAUGGAAUUCUACCAUUGAAGGUGUAAGUAAUGGAAUGCCUUUCUUGUGCUGGCCUUACUUCGCAGAUCAGCUCUUCAAUCAGACAUAUAUAUGUGAUGUUUUGAAGGUCGGGUUGAGAUGUGACAAAAAUGAAAAUGGGAUCAUCACUAAAUGUGAAAUUAAGAACAAGCUAGAGCGACUACUCGGUGACAACAACUUUAAAGCAACAGCCAUGAAUCUGAAAGAAAAAGUUGUGAAUAGUGUUUCAAGGGAUGGCUGCUCUACCAAGAAUUUGAUUAAUUUUAUCAAAUCAUUGUAAAGAGUUGCCAACAGCCUUGUAAUUUCUCUGGAACAUUUGAAAAAAGGUCCUUUUCCCUGACAAGUGAUUGUAACUUGUCAGGGAACAGUUAUUUAACAAACUACUUCACAGCUGGAUCGACGAUCAUUAAAAUCAUUGCUUAUGAAUUAUACUAUAAUUUAUAAAAAUAAUUAUUUUACC